AUGGACAACCACAGCAAUAACAAUUCCCACUCCGUUCCAGUGAUCCGUUUGGAUGACGAAGACAACCUGGAUGCAACUGCCAAGCUGCUGCGAGCAACGUGCAUCGAAACGGGGUUUUUCUAUCUGGAAGGUCAUGGUGUAUCCCAAGAUCUCCUCGACAAAGUGAUGGAUCAAUCCAAACGGUUGUUUGGUCUGUCGAAUGAAUCCAAAGACGCUCUGAAGGAUCCUGUCAUGAGCCGUGGGUACACAUCAAUGGAACAAGAAACAUUGGAUCCAAAGAACCAGAAAAAGGGCGACACCAAGGAAGGGUUCUACAUUGCCACAGAAAUCCCUAAGGACGACCCUCGCUUCAAUCCUACCAAAUUGGCGGGGCCUAAUUGCUGGCCCACCCCUGAAAACACCCAGGGAGAAUUCACCCAAGAGGAUUGUCAGGAAUUCCGGACCGUCAUGGAUGACUACUUAGAUCAAGUAAGCCGUUUGGGAUUUCGAGUGACACAGCUUUUGGCACUUGCGUUGGAAUUGGAUCAGAGCUAUUUUGAUCCGCAUUUCCAGGAGCCCAUGCCGUUUAUACGAUUGUUGCACUAUGCCAAUGAGACCAGUAAACCUGAGGAGGGCAUCUUUGCCUGUGGGGCGCACAGCGACUAUGGCAUGAUCACGCUGCUUUUAACUGAUCACAACCCUGGGUUACAAAUUUAUCACAAUAACCAGUGGAUUGAUGUGCCGCCCAGACCCAGUGCUUUCGUAGUUAAUCUAGGGGACAUGCUGGAACGGUGGUCCAAUGGACUCUUCAAGUCAACCCUGCAUCGUGUGAUUACCUCGGGUAGCCAAGCUGGCGAGAGAUAUUCCAUACCGUUCUUCUAUGAGCCAAACUUUGACACGCUGGUUACUUGUCUUCCAACUUGCUGUUCGGAAGACAACCCAGCACGAUACCCACCAAUUACGUCGGGGCAACACCUGUUGGACAAAUACAAGGGAACUCACGCAGAGUUCCGACCGGGGGAUACACUGUAG
This is a messenger RNA of Seminavis robusta, 1011 nucleotides long. NCBI's taxonomy places the organism in Eukaryota, Bacillariophyta, Bacillariophyceae, Naviculales, Naviculaceae. The record is from the annotation of a GenBank genome assembly.